Messenger RNA from Durusdinium trenchii, 864 nucleotides. NCBI's taxonomy places the organism in Eukaryota, Dinophyceae, Suessiales, Symbiodiniaceae. The record is from the annotation of a GenBank genome assembly.
GCAUUGGUUUCGAGUACUCCAAACGGAGCAAUCCCGCUGUGCAACAAAUUCUGGCAACCUGGGGGACUCAGACACCAGCUCAGCAGAUUCCUUGGCAAGUGAGCCCUGGCAUACCCGAACUCCCACCCGCCGACACUGCAGAGGCAGCGCGUCGCGCAGCUGCGGCGGAGCGGCCGCCCGCCGUGCGAUGGAUCUAUGGGAAUUUAAACGAGACAGCAGCGGCCGACUGGCUCCGCAGUUUGCAGCAGGCGGAGACAGGGCCUGUGCCCACGCCCGAACAGAGCCAGUUCCUGCAAGCCAUCAUAAACCGCUGCCUAACAGAAACCACCGAGGAACAGACCCAGCGGAUAGGCAAGAGCGAACCAUGGAGAGGGAUUUGCCAUGGAGUCCCCGGCGCAGGAAAAAGUCAAACGUUGAAGUGGCUCCGACGCUUCUUUGAAGAGCUCUGCAGGUGGCGCCACCAGACGGAAUUCGUCUAUCUAGCCCCUCAAAAUACCCAGGCCGCGCUAAUUCAAGGCAUGACGCUGCAUGCGUUCGCGAACAUCCGCAUCAAAGCCAAAGGCCGAGGCGGCGAACGAGAGCGAGGGCCCGACCAAUUCGUCCAAUACCAACGGUUGCGUUGGCUCGUGCUAGACGAAAUUUUCACAGUCGGCCUCGAAGUCCUAGCCACCCUCGAAAAAAAGGUCGCCCAAGCCACCCGAACAAAAGGCACUUGGAAGAACAAUGGCAGGGGCGAGGUGGCCGGGCUCCAAAAGGUUUUGUGGUCGCGGACUGAAUCCGGUAUCCACGCACUCUUCGAGUUGACCACCGAGCAACGUUGCGUGGACCCCUGGCUAAGCCUAGUCUUGAAACAAGCACGCCACG